AUGGAUGCAAUGGAGACGCUGUCACGGGCGUCGGCAUCGGCUGCCACUGCUGCUGCUGCUCACACACUCGACAUCAUCUCUGCCGGCAUCUCGGCCAGCGUGAGCACUUCCAGCAGCACGGCAAUCCCCAGCACACUCCCCGACGUCGCCUCCGCCCAUGCUCCCACUGACCCGCGCUCGACCUUGAGCAUGCUCGGCGGCCUGGCCUUGGGCAUCUUCACCGUCCUCCCGAGCGCCCUCUACUGGGCCAUCCACUUCGUAACGCUCACUCUCCCAACAUGGCUGUUCACCUUCCUGUCCACCAGCUUGACCUUCACCAUGAACAUGACCACCCUGCUGCUGCUCCUGCUGGUCUUCGCCUCGACCGUCAGUUGGUUCUUGAGGUACCGCUUCUUGAACAUGUACUCGCGCCUACCUCCGGAGCCGCAACGAAAGGAACCUCAGGUGGAGAUCUUUCCAGAGUCUCAGGAAUCGGAUUCGAAGCCAGGCUUGGCAAACUACUUCGAUGAAUUCCUCAGUGCCAUCAAAGUCUUCGGGUAUCUGGAACGGCCGGUGUUCCACGAGCUUACCCGGACUAUGCAAACGAGGAAGCUAAUAGCCGGCGAGACGUUACUUCUGGAAGAGGAGAAGGGGUUUUGCUUGGUCGUGGACGGCUUGGUCCAGAUCUUUGUCAAGUCCAAGGGCAGUAGCUCUGAACCAGAAUCGCCAAACGAAUCUGUGAUACUGGACGAGGAUCAGGGGGAAGAUCGACCAAGUGGCCAUGGCAGCUACCAGCUUCUCACUGAAGUCAAGAACGGCGCUCCGAUGUCCUCGCUCUUUUCUAUCUUGGCUUUGUUCACGGACAACGUCAAGUUGAGGUUUGAUGAGGAGGACGAACAUCUUCAAUCUGCCGGCUCAGGUACCAACCUGAAAAGCCAUCUCAAGAUGACCGUAAACGACGAAGAUGUGAACCACGAGUCGGGCACUGAUGGUGGACUGCAAUGGGGAGCAGCUGGUGGCGCUUCACGGCCUGUAUCACGGCAAAGGGCCUCUUCUGGUUUUAUGGGAACCUCCUUCAGAGAACCUCCACCACUCGCUCUCGACAGCAGCACGGACAAUAGCCAGCCGAAGAUAUCUAGCCGCCGACCAAGCUUCAUACGAGGCAACAGCGUCCGGGCUAAGAAGGCGAAGAAGCAGGCGUCUGCUCAUCCUGACAUCGUUGCGAGGGCCACCGUUGAUACUACCAUCGCCAUUAUCCCGGCGAGUGCUUUUCACAGAAUUACGAGGAUCUAUCCAAAAGCAACGGCGCACAUUGUUCAGGUCAUUUUAACUCGUCUGCAGAGGGUCACUCUCGCGACAGCGAACUCGUACCUGGGUCUGACGAGCGAAGUGCUGCGCACGGAACGACUGAUGGAUCGUUACACCUCCUAUGAUUUGCCAGACUUCCUGAGAGGCGAGGCCUUGCAACGCUUGAAAGACAAAUUCCGCAAAGACCAGGAGAACGUGAACCCGGAAGAUAGCAUGAAGGGUAUCGCUUUGCACAAUCCUCGAAUCGCCAACCGAAGACGGACGACUAAUAACUUGCCCCGUGAUGCAACUUCGCACGCACAAUCGGUCACCCGCAAUGGAAGCCUCAGGUCUGAGCAUGUUGGUGGUGAGCGAGGUGGGAUGAGCGCCGGCGACUUGCUCACGAACAUCCAAGCAGCCAGGACACUCGGACGACGAUAUCAGGCAGGGAGCUUCUCUCAGCCCUACUCCGCUCCAAGACCUUCUACUGGCGAUCUGUCCGAUCCCACGAAGAGUCGAGAUAGAGGCCCAUUCAACGCCGACUUAAGCCCUCGCGCCACAAUGCAUCGCCAAGAGUCUAUGGACGAAGACGUCAUCUUCCGCGAAUCCAUCAUGGAAUGUAUUGCUAAUGCUAUCGGCCUUGCGAACUCCAAAGAUGCCUUCCGAAAGACUGAGUCAGUAGCGCAAUCACCACGUCUAGUUUCGUACGACUCCAAAAGACAGAGCGCAAUCUUCAACAACGCUUUUGGCUUCAUGGAUCCAUACGAUGGCUCACAAGAGGACGCUGAGUCAGUUGCGUCUGUGUCAGCCUUCAGCGUCGGUGGCUCCGCCAAUAUCAUGGAGGAUCUGAUGAAUGAGGUCGAAAUAGUCUAUUUUCCGAAAGACUCGGUGUUGGUUGAGGAAGGCGAGCGCAAUCCAGGCCUCUACUAUGUGAUUGACGGUUUCCUCGAUGUCAGUGCUUCCAUGGACGAGCAAGAAGUAUCAUCCUCGAAUGUGCUGGGUACGAUGGCCAGAUCACAAAAUGGCCUUGAAGUCCCCGAGCUCCUCAGUCAACGCAGGACCUCAAGGACCUCGAGACCGACUUCGACCAACGGCUCUGAGCAUCACCGACGAAGGAAGUCUGGUUAUGCAAGAAAGAGUCUGUUCCUGGUGAAACCCGGUGGACUCGCAGGCUAUCUUGGUACCAUCUCUUCGUACCGGUCUUUCAUCAAUGUGACAGCCAAGACCGACGUGUACGUGGGAUUUCUCCCCCGACGCGCCAUCGAAAAGAUCGUUGAACGAUAUCCGGUCGUUCUUCUGACAAUGGCGAAGCGAAUGACCAGCCUGCUUCCACGUUUGAUCUUGCACAUCGACUUCGCCUUGGAGUGGGUGCAGGUCACUGCAGGACAGGCAGUAUAUCAUCAGAAAGAAGAGAGUGACGCCAUAUACAUUGUGCUCAACGGCCGACUCCGCGCUAUUCAGGAGAGCGACGAUGGCAACAUGAAAGUGAUCGGAGAAUACGGUCAAGGCGAAAGUGUGGGCGAACUUGAAGUGCUGACGGAGUCGACACGACCUGGUAGCCUGCAUGCCAUCCGAGACACCGAGCUUGCAAAGUUCCCCAAGACACUUUUCAACAGUCUGGCACAAGAGCACCCCGGCAUCACAAUCAAGGUAUCGAAGAUCAUUGCAUCGCGCAUGAGGACGUUGAUUGAGAAUCCCUUGAAUGAGUGCGAGAACUACAACAAGUUGUCCGUGGAGAGGCCCAAGGUGACGACGACAAGCAAUCUCAGAACUGUGGCCGUCGUGCCAUGUACAGCCGGAGUGCCAGUAGUGGAGUUUGGUCACAAGCUUCAGAGUGCGCUAGGCCAGAUCGGCACUCCGAAUGGUGUCUCUGUCCUCAGUCAAUCCACGAUCUUGAAUCACCUUGGACGUCAUGCGUUUAGCAGAAUGGGAAAGCUCAAGUUGUCACAAUACCUGGCCGAUCUGGAGGAGAAGUACGGCAUCGUGAUAUACGUAGCGGACACCAGCGUGAAGUCGCCAUGGACUCAGACUUGCAUCAGCCAAGCCGACUGCAUCUACAUGGUCGGCCUUGCAGAGGGAUCCCCUGCAAUCGGCGAGUAUGAGCGCUUCCUGCUCACGACCAAGACGACGGCACGAAAGGAGCUGAUCCUGUUGCACUCGGAGCGCUAUUGUCCCUCCGGUACCACUCGUGCUUGGCUUAGGAACCGACCGUGGAUCAACGGAGGACACCACCAUGUACAGUUGGCAUUCAAAGCAGCUCCCGAGCCCGUUCACCCCAAUGGGCCGACAGGGACGAAGAGAUUCGGUAACGCUAUCAAGCAGCGCGUGCAGGUCAUCCAAGCCGAGAUCCAUAAGUAUACCUCCCGUCGCGUCCGACAAACGCCACUAUUCUCCGCCGACACACCUUUCAAAGGUGAUUUUCACCGUCUGGCACGGCGUUUAUGCGGCAAGUCGGUCGGCUUGGUGUUGGGCGGAGGCGGUGCGAGAGGCCUUGCUCAUGUGGGUGUGAUCCGCGCGCUGGAAGAGGCAGGCCUUCCGAUUGACAUCAUCGGAGGUACCUCGAUUGGUGCUUUCGUGGGCGCUGUCUAUGCGCAGGAUGCCGACGUGGUGCCGAUGUAUGGACGCGUGAAGAAGUUUGCUGGCCGGAUGGGGAGCAUGUGGAGGUUUGCGCUGGACGUCACGUACCCGUCGGCAUCAUACACCACCGGGCACGAGUUCAACCGGGGCAUCUUCAAGACGUUUGGCGACAGUCAGAUUGAAGAUUUCUGGUUGGACUUCUACUGCAACUCGACCAACAUCUCCCGAUCGCGCUCGGAGAUCCAUACCAGCGGUUACGUGUGGCGAUACGUGCGAGCUUCCAUGUCGCUCGCUGGACUCAUCCCACCCAUGUGUGACGAAGGCAACAUGUUACUGGACGGUGGAUACACGGACAACCUGACUGUAUCGCACAUGAAAGCCCUCGGGGCAGACCAGAUCUUCGCCGUGGACGUGGGAGCUCUGGACGACGACACACCGCAGGCUUACGGAGACAGCCUCUCGGGCUUCUGGGCAUCGCUCAACCGAUGGAACCCCUUCUCUUCCCACCCCAAUCCGCCCACGCUCUCCGAGAUCCAGGCACGACUCGCAUACGUGAGUUCGGUGGACAAUCUCGAGCGCGCCAAGAACAUUCCCGGCUGCAGAUACAUGCGGCCUCCGAUCGAGGCGUACGGAACCCUGGACUUUGGCAAGUUUGAUGAGAUCUACCAGGUGGGCUAUCAGUAUGGACGGAAGUUCUUGGCGGAGCUGCGAGACGAGGGCGUGAUACCGGGCAUUGAGGAGACGGAGGAGAAGAGGAAUCUGAGGAGGACCAUGGCGCCGAGGCGGGCGAGUAUCUAA
Messenger RNA from Lecanosticta acicola, 4641 nucleotides. The record is from the annotation of a GenBank genome assembly. NCBI's taxonomy places the organism in Eukaryota, Fungi, Ascomycota, Dothideomycetes, Mycosphaerellales, Mycosphaerellaceae.